Hibiscus syriacus is the source of this 387-nucleotide messenger RNA. RefSeq lists its product as uncharacterized. The coding region runs from base 1 to 387 and encodes 128 amino acids. The transcript is spliced from 2 exons. NCBI's taxonomy places the organism in Eukaryota, Viridiplantae, Streptophyta, Magnoliopsida, Malvales, Malvaceae. The record is from RefSeq and is a predicted model, not a curated record.
AUGGGACUUAUCAAUGAAAGCUUCUGUGUUCUCUGCAAUUCAGAACUGGAAAUAAGGGAGCACAUGUUUCUUACUUGUCCCACGGUUGUCAUCAUCUGGGAUUCUAUUUUCUCUCUAUCUGGUUUGCAUUUUGUUGCUCGUUCUUGGGAAACAUUUGAAGUGUGGGCUUGCUCAUCAUGGAAAGGCAAAUCCUUGCUAACAAUGGUAAUGAAGAUUGUUCUCAAUGCUCUCAUCUACAUAAUCUGGGAUGAAAGAAACAAAAGGGUGUUCCAAGGUCGUUCCCGGUCUGUUGAAGAAAUCUUUAAGGCUAUAAAGGAUAUUAUCAUUUUUGUUUUGAACCCUCUUGUAUUUUGUAGCAGAUUCUGCUAUUUGGAUAAUAAAAGCUGA